GCAGGGUUUUUUUUCUCCUCUGUGUCAUUUUCUUCCAUCCCCAGAAGAGGGGUCCAAUAAGGGGGGAAGAAUUGAAUCUCUUCCCAUUCCCACCCCACCUUCUCUUCACUCUCCUCUCUGUUUCAGCUUCAACCAAAGAUUUCCAUUUCUCAUUACAGAGUUAUUGGUGCAUCUAUUCAAUUCUCCUGGGAAUAUGGAGAAUAGAAUACAACCCGGAAGUUUUUUCCAGUACUCCCCUACUGGAGUCCACGAUUCACUUCACAGGUCUUCCUCUAUCUCAGAUCGUGAAAGAUAUGUGGGUGAGUUAUUGGCAGAGAGGCAUAAAUUGGGACCUUUCAUGCAGAUUCUGCCAAUAUGUAGCAGGCUUCUAAAUCAAGAAAUCAUAAGGGCAUCAGGAUUGGUAUCUGCUCAAAGCUCAGUGGUUCAUGAAAAAAUGGGGCUUGAGCAUACAUAUAGGACUAGGUCAUUUCAACAACCUAACGGAGGACCAAUGGAUGUGGAGACAUGGCCUGCAAUGCAGACAGAGGUUUGA
This is a messenger RNA of Ilex paraguariensis (yerba mate), 532 nucleotides long. Lineage: Eukaryota; Viridiplantae; Streptophyta; Magnoliopsida; Aquifoliales; Aquifoliaceae. The record is from the annotation of a GenBank genome assembly.